Molecule: messenger RNA, 1739 nt
Organism: Choloepus didactylus (southern two-toed sloth)
Lineage: Eukaryota; Metazoa; Chordata; Mammalia; Pilosa; Megalonychidae
Product: phosphorylated adapter RNA export protein-like
Exons: 2
Coding region: 2-1189 (395 amino acids)
Biological process (GO): snRNA export from nucleus
Cellular component (GO): nucleus
Source: RefSeq, a predicted model, not a curated record
GAUGGCGCAGGACGUUGGCGCCAUGGAAGAUGGGCAGCUGUCUGACUCGGAUUCCGACAUGACAGUGGCGCCCAGCGACAGGCCGCUGCAGGUGCCGAAAGUAUUAGGUGGGGACCUUGCAGUGAAGCCCUUCCAGAAUACUGCAGCAGCAGCCUGUGUGCCAGUAUCCCAUUAUCGGAAUGUUAAAAGUGUGGAUUCAAGUGAAGAGAGUUUUUCCGAUUCAGAUGAUGAUAGUUCUCUUUGGAAACGCAAGCGGCAGAAAUGUUUUAACCCUCCUCCCAAACCAGAAACUUUUCAGUUUGGCCAGAGCAGCCAGAAAUCACUUGUUGCUGGAGGAAAGAAAAUUAACAACAUAUGGGGUGCUGUGCUGCAGGAACAAAAUCAAGAUGCAGUGGCCACUGAACUGGGAAUUUUGGGAAUGGAUGGCACUAUUGACAAAAGCAGACAAUCUGAGACUUACAAUUAUUUGCUUGCUAAGAAACUUAAGAAGGAAUCUCAGGAGCAUUCAAAAGAAUUAGACAAAGAACUAGAUGAAUAUAUGCAUGGUGGCAAAAAAAUGGGAUCAAAGGAAGAGGAAAAUGGGCAAGGUCACCUCAAACGCAAACGACCUGUCAAAGAGAGACUGGGGGACAGACUGGAAAUGAACUAUAAAGGCCGAUAUGAAAUCACAGAGGAAGAUUCUCAAGAAAAAGUGGCUGAUGAAAUUUCUUUCAGGUUACAGGAACCAAAGAAAGAUCUGAUAGCCCGAGUAGUAAGGAUAAUUGGGAACAAAAAGGCAAUUGAGCUUCUGAUGGAAACUGCUGAAGUUGAACAAAAUGGUGGCCUUUUUAUUAUGAAUGGUAGUCGAAGAAGAACACCAGGUGGAGUUUUUCUGAAUCUCCUGAAAAACACUCCCAGUAUCAGUGAGGAACAAAUUAAGGACAUUUUCUACAUUGAAAAUCAAAAGGAAUAUGAAAAUAAAAAAGCCGCUAGGAAGAGGAGAACACAAGUGUUGGGGAAAAAGAUGAAACAAGCUAUUAAAAGCUUAAAUUUUCAAGAAGAUGAUGAUACAUCACGAGAAACUUUUGCAAGUGACACAAAUGAGGCCCUGGCCUUGCUUGAUGAAUCACAAGAAGGUCAUGGAGAAACAAAAUUGGAUGCAGAGGAAGCCAUUGAGGUUGAUCAUUCCCAUGAUUUGGACAUCUUUUAGUACAUUUUGGGCAACUUGAGCAAGAAGGCUUUCUAAAGUAACAUUGUAAUAAAUCAUUUCUACUGAGAUUUGUUUUACUUUGCACUGAUAAACAUGAAAAUUUGAAGAAAAGAGAACUGUAUUCUUAUUUUAAAUAAAAAUGAAUAUAUGUGGGGAGAUGAAUGUGAUCAAUAGAAACAUUUAAAAAUUUCUCAUGUCUGACAAAAUACUUAAAAGUAUGUAGCAGAGAAUUUAAUUUCUCAAUCUGUUGCAUGUGCUAAUGUGAGUAUUACUAGCUGAUAAUCAGUUUUGUUCAAGUCAUAAUAUGCCAUUCAAAAAUUUGUCUUUUUCUGACUUUUUCUGAAUUAUGCUUUGGUUUCAAGACAUUCCAUUAAAAUAUCCUAAUGGAACAUGUAAAUUGUUAACCUAUUGCAAAUGCAUUCAAAUUUGGUUUUUCUGUGUUCUAAAUACUCGGACAAUUUUAAGGAUAAGACACCAAAAUUAAAAUAGGCUUAUGAUGGUGGCUCUUUCCACUUAUUUGUUUGGCCAGGAGUAAAUAAAGAUACUUUUU